UGUGGCUCCACUUCCGGGUUCACGCAGUGUUGCCCUCCCUCACGUCUUGGCAUGCCAGCGUGACUGUUUCCCUCUUCCCCGUCUGUCCUCACGUUUCAUGUCACAGACCGUCCACCAGGUAAACAUCACACCUGCCCAGGCGGAUCGAUACUUUUACCUGAUUGAACAAGCCUUUAUUUGAGUAGGAGGAGUCGUUUUGUUUGAGCAUGAGUGCCAAGGAUCAAACCCAGCAACAACAACAACAGCCCGGCGGGUCUAGUAGCUACUCCUCGGGAGGGACGGGCACGAGUAGCAUGGAGACUCUCGGCACGCAGGACGUCAUCGACGGGGAACACUUCGAGGAGGAGGAGGCCGAGCCGCUGUGGGGCCGGCUGUUCCCUGUAGGCUCAGCGUUUACGUCGCUAGAUUUAAUUGAGGAGGAGUACAAAUUUGGCCGAGACUCCAAGGCGAAUUACAGUUUUGACUCUCCUGCUAUCAAGAAGAGCAUGUACUUCCAGGCUUACAGCAAGAAUCACUUCAGAAUCUACAGGGAGAAAGUGUCCGACACCUGCUAUAACGUGUUCCUGGAGGAUACCAGCUCUAACGGCACCUUUCUGAACGGGGACAAGGUCGGCAAACACAAGAAACAGCUGCUGAGGAACAAUGAUGAAAUAGCUCUGGCCAUGAAGAAAAACAAAGCUUUUGUUUUUAUGGACAUGAACGCUAAUGAAGAUAUGAGUCUACCAGAGGAGCUGAGACGAAAGUACACGCUGUCAAGAUUUCUGGGGAAGGGAGCAUGUGGAGAGGUCCGACUGGCUUUCACCAAAGGAACAUGUCACAAGUUUGCUGUGAAGAUUGUCAGCAAAAAGGUCUUCACUAUGGGUGGCAGGAACCAGAGAGCCCUGGAUCCAGAGAGAAUCUUUGGAGAGGUGCAGAUCAUGAAGGCAUUGAAACAUCCCUGUAUUAUCAAGAUAGAAGAUGUGAUAGACACUGAGGAUACCUUGUACAUAGUAUUGGAACUGGUUGAAGGUGGAGAGUUGUUUGACCGUGUGGUGUCGCUGGGCCGCUUCACUGAGCCAGUUGCCAAGCUGCUCUUCUACCAGAUGUUGGUGGCAGUCAAGUAUUUGCACGAGCAAGGAAUCACACAUAGAGACUUGAAGCCAGAAAAUGUGCUCCUUGGCUCUGAUGACAUGGAGACCAUCAUCAAGGUGACAGAUUUUGGUCUGUCCAAGUUUGUUGGGGAAAACUCCCUGAUGAAGACCCUGUGCGGCACUCCGAGUUACCUGGCUCCAGAGGUGCUGAGAACUGCCGGGAUGGGCGGCUACACCAAAGCUGUGGACUGCUGGAGCCUGGGGGUCAUCCUAUUUGUCUGUCUUGGUGGGUAUCCUCCCUUCACUGAUGAGCGGAAGGACAUGAAGUUGGAAGAGCAGAUCAUCCGCGGCUCGUACCAGCUACAUGAGAAGUACUGGAGAGGAAUCUCUGAAGAUGCCAAAGACCUCAUCAAGAAGCUGCUAACAGUUGAUCCCAAGAAGAGAUUCACUGUGACUCAGGCACUCAACCACCCAUGGCUUAAGGACCCCGAGAUGACAGCCAAGGCAAACAAACUGAUGUUCCCAGCAGCUUCUGGAAUGCCUCCACCACUUUCCACCGCAAGCAGAAAGAGACCCCACCCUGGCCAGGAGGAAAGCCACGACCCUAAGACCUCCUCCCCCGUCACCCCGACCCUCCCCACCCCUCCACCACCCAAGCGCCGGGUAGGAGACGAAAGCUCUAGUAGCGGCGGGAGCGGUUCAUCCACGUCCACUUCCGCCAUGUCUGUGGACUCACCGCGGUUGUCGCACACCGGAAUGUCUGACGGUUAGACCAAGGGACCGGCGGCUUAUGGAAGUACACUUGUAAAGGCCUGCCAACAAUAACAACCAUCCGUCAGGGAACAGCUAAGCGGACUCAGGGCCAGUAUGGACAGGGACCUCAUCAUCUUCUGUCGGCUCUAUCUCUCUCCCCUGCAACACUGCCAAUGAUUUUAGCCAUAUUUCAACGCAUGCUUCCAAACUCUACAAUUCAUGCUUCAGUACAGAUAGAUUGCUAUGCCGCUUUCCUGUAGGAAUGAACCAUUUUAAGGGGUGGAAGGAACCGGAAAAUGAGAAAGAACUGUGUAGUAUUACCUAGUCUGCUCUUCUUCCUGUAAUUUAUCAGCUUUGUACCGCCUGAGCUCUCUCUGUACUUGCACUCUUGCCACUUCUUUACAAUCUGCCUGUAUAAGAAAGCAUUACCCCUUGCUCUUGUGUGGUGUAGGUUUCCAUAUUGAUGUGAUAGACACCAACUUCUGACUCCUAGCAGCUCCCAGGGAGCCAUGAAGGUCAUUGCCAAGGGUGCGCUCUAUUGAAAACAUGGGCACAUCAUCACUUUGGUGAUGGAUUCUGAAUGGAGAGCUCACAGCAAAAGUGGCAACUUGUUGAAAGGGAGCGCAGGCUUUAAUGUUUUUCAUCUGAGAGGCGGAAUAAAUGGUGCAAGGAUGUGUUUAUGAUGUGGGGAGGGGGGUGUCCUUGAGCUGAGUAGGAACAGUGGCAGAAAUAUUGUAUAGAACUUAGUGUGGGGGAGUAUAGCAUAAAAAGAGACAACGAAGCAAUGUUUAAAUGUUAGCCUCUUGUAUUGGGAUUAGUAUGUGACUACUAAGUACUUGCUAAAAGACAUUCCUUUAUACAACGUGGUUUCCAGAUACAUGUAUCUAUCAUGCCACAAAUCUAUGAUAUCUUCUAAUCUAUUAGCACUUUGGAACUGUACAGAAUAUACAAUGGAGGAUGUUACAAGUACUACAGUGAGAGCACUCCAAUAGAAAAGAUUCAUGUUUGGAAACUAGCAUACUGUCAUGUGCCACCCUUUAAGCAGUAGAUGUCAAAUACAUACAAAUGCAUAUUAGAUGGACUUCUUAGCCUUUGACAUGAGCUAACUUUGAGAAGUGUUACAAUGUUAUAAAUGUCAGGAAUUAUUAAUGGCAUAUUGGAUGGUGUAUCUAUCGUUCCAUUUUAGAAGUAGAUGUUGUUGACUUGUUCCAGUAGAAUAGUGCAGUGGUUAAACCAAGCAUUAUACACAUGAAAUAGAGAUAUUAUGUAUAGGUAACUAGCUUAUUAUCAUGAUAUGAUGCCACAACACACUGCCACAGUAUUUACAGCUAAAUAUGAAUGUACUUAAAAAUGUUUUAGAAAGCACACACUGGUCACUAAACUGUUUUAACCAAAGUACUGUAUAGAAUAUACUCUCUUCUAUGAACUA
Messenger RNA from Branchiostoma belcheri (Belcher's lancelet), 3252 nucleotides. Its product is annotated as serine/threonine-protein kinase Chk2-like. Gene Ontology annotation, molecular function: protein serine/threonine kinase activity; protein binding; ATP binding. NCBI's taxonomy places the organism in Eukaryota, Metazoa, Chordata, Leptocardii, Amphioxiformes, Branchiostomatidae. The record is from RefSeq and is a predicted model, not a curated record. Gene Ontology annotation, cellular component: nucleus; cytoplasm. The transcript is spliced from 16 exons. Bases 207 to 1841 code for a protein of 544 amino acids. Gene Ontology annotation, biological process: mitotic DNA damage checkpoint signaling; protein phosphorylation.